Exophiala bonariae is the source of this 1221-nucleotide messenger RNA. RefSeq lists its product as uncharacterized. Gene Ontology annotation, molecular function: oxidoreductase activity. The coding region runs from base 1 to 1221 and encodes 406 amino acids. The transcript has a single exon. Lineage: Eukaryota; Fungi; Ascomycota; Eurotiomycetes; Chaetothyriales; Herpotrichiellaceae. The record is from RefSeq and is a predicted model, not a curated record.
AUGGCACCCACGGCAGUGGACUCGACCACCCCGGUGCCCAACUCAUCCAAGCCCAAGAGUGAGAAGCCCGUGGACCUCUCAGUCUUCCCGGACGGCUUCAAGACCUCGGGUCAACACCCACCGCUCUACGACCAACUCUACCCGUACAGCGCGUUCCCUAAGACCAUCACCGGGCCGACCGUCUGGGAAGCCGACGAAUAUGCCAACCACCCGGAACAGUGGACGCACGUCUUCUCCGCCGAGGAGGUGGCGGAACUCUCCCAGGCGGCCGACACCUUCAUCCGCGAAGGACAUCCCUUGACGGGGAUCAACCCGGGCAACUUCCCCCUCCCCAACCUCGCGCCCAGCCUGAAGGCGAUGCGCAACGAGCUGCUCAACGGCAAAGGCUUCAUCCUGUACAAGGGAUUCCCGGUCGACGAAUGGGGCACCCACAAGUCCGGGGUCGCGUACUUCGGGCUCGGCACGUACAUCGGAUACCCGGUGUCACAGAACGGGCGCGGCCACAUCCUGGGCCACGUCAAGGACCUGGGCGAGGACAGCACGGCCAUCGACAAGGUGCGCAUCUACCGCACGAACGCGCGGCAGUUCUUCCACGCCGACGACGCCGACGUCGUGGGCCUGCUGUGCCUCGCGCGCGCCGAGGAGGGUGGCGAGUCCGACGUCGCCUGCGUCCACAAGGUCUGGAACAUCCUGCAGGAGGAAUACCCGGCCGUGGCGGAACUGCUCACCUCGCCCGUCUGGUACUUCGACCGCAAGGGCGAGGUCAGCCAGGGCGAGGAGCCCUACAUCCGCACGAGCGUCUUCUACCUCGAGACGCCCGAGGCCGGCAAGCCGCAGCGCCUGUACUGCAAGUGGGACCCGUACUACGUGCGCAGCCUGACCCGGUUUUCCGACGCGGGCAUCAUCCCCGCCUUGUCCGCGGAGCAGGUGCACGCGCUCGAGACGCUCGAGAACGUGUGCUCGCGCGUCAAGCUGCACAUGAUCCUCGAGGUCGGCGAUAUCCAGUUCGUCACGAAUUCGCACAUCCUGCACGCCCGCACCGCGUACCGCGACCACAGCCCGGAUUCCGGCAAGCCGCGCCGUCAUCUCAUGCGCCUGUGGUUGAGCACCCCAUUGAACGAGGGCGGCUGGAGACUGCCGUUUCCCGAUGUCAAUGAGCGGAAGAGAGGCGGCAUCCAGGUCGAUGAUACGCCGCCGGUGGCGAGGUUGGAUGCUGAUUGA